AUGUCGAUAGAGAAUUCAAAACUACAAAAGAACUCGUUGGCACUAUCAUUGUUAAAGGUAUACAAGUCCAAUAGAUCAUUACUAUUGAACACUUCCUAUAUAAUAUUGUUAACUGCUGCUUUUGCCGGUGCAACAAAUACAGGCAGAACAUCGUCAUCUUCAAGACCAUCAAACAAAGUUGAUAAUCAAGAUGAAAAAGAGUUGAAAAAGAAAUCCCAUAGAUUGUCAAAGGACUCAUUCAAUAGAUUGGCAAGAGCUAUUUUACCUUCAUUUCUUGAUAAAUCUAUAUUCUAUUUACUUGCCAAUUUAGUUUUGUUGGUUGUAAGAGCAUUGUUGACUAUUAGAGUUGCAACAUUAGAUGGUCAGUUAGUUGGUGCUCUUGUAUCCAAAAGAUUAAAAUUAUUUGGAAGAUAUUUGGCUUAUUGGAUGCUUCUUGGUAUUCCUGCAGCCUUUACUAAUGCGUUGUUGGAUUGGACAAAGCAAAAUUUGAGCAAAACAAUCAGAACUAAUUUGAAUCAAAACAUUAUGGAAGAAUAUUUACCUGACAGUUUAGAUGCAAAUUAUUAUUCUUUGAUGCAUUUAUCUGGGAAUAAAAUCAAGGAUCCAAAUCAAAGAAUCACCACUGAUGUUUCACGUUUGAGUUAUGCAUUAGCUAGUCUACCAGGACAAUUAUUGAAACCAACGUUGGAUUUGAUAUUAUGUGCUAGACAAUUGAGCAAAAGUGGAGUUGGUAAUGGAGAAGGAACUUUGGCUUUGGGAUUGUUGGCUCAUUUUUCAACUAUGAUUAUUCGUUUCUUUUCACCUCCAUUUGCUAAAUUGGCGGCAGAAAGAGCUAAUCUUGAAGGUCAGUUACGUUCUGCACAUUCCAAAAUUGUUUCUAAUAAUGAGGAAAUUGCAUUUUUGAGAGGCCAUUACAGAGAACUAGAUUAUAUCGAUUACUGUUACUACACUUUAGAACGAUUCUCUAAAGGUGAAUACUGGAAGAAAGCUAUUCAUGAAAUUGCCCAAACAUUUAUUGUUAAAUACUUUUGGGGUGCUGCAGGGUUGGUGUUGUGUUCAGCUCCAAUUUUUAUUGGAAAAUAUUUUGGGGAAUCUGACGAUAAGAAUGCAGCAGGAAACUUUAUUACAAAUAGAAGGUUGUUGUUAAGUGCAUCUGAUUCUUUGGAUCGUUUAAUAUAUUCUAGAAGAUAUUUGCUUCAAAUAGUUGGCCAUGCAAGCAGAGUUUCUGAUUUCUUGGAUACGUUAGAUGACGUUGAUCGCAAGAAAAAGACAAUUACCGCCAAUGUAAAAUAUAACAACAACGAGAUUACUUUUGAUAAGGUCAGACUAAUGACUCCAGCUGACGUUACGUUAAUUGAAAGUUUGGACUUUUCCAUCAAGUCAGGUGAUCAUUUAUUGAUUGCUGGACCAAAUGGAUCGGGAAAAUCUUCAUUAUUUAGAAUGCUUGGAGGAUUAUGGCCAGUUAGAGAAGGUGUGAUUACUAUUCCACAUACUGACAAUAUGUUCUAUUUGCCACAAAGAGCAUAUCUUGUUGAAGGCACAUUAAGAGAACAAAUUAUCUAUCCACAUGCACUCGAUCAACAAAAAAAGACUGAUAAUGAAUUGAAACAAAUUUUGCAAGUUUUGAAAUUGGAUGACUAUUUUGAUCAAUUGGAUUCUGAUAAAAGCUGGGGUGAAGAAUUGUCCAUUGGGGCUCAACAAAGAUUGGCUAUGGCCAGAUUGUAUUAUCAUAAACCUAAAUUUGCCGUGUUAGAUGAGUGUACUUCUGCUGUCUCACCUGAUAUGGAACAAUUUAUGUACAAGCAUGCUCAAGAAUUGGGAAUCACUGUUUUGUCUGUUGCUCAUAGAACUGCAUUAUGGCAUUUCCAUAAGUAUUUAUUGAAAUUUGAUGGUAAAGGUGGUUAUACUUUUGACAAAUUAGAUGAGGAAACGAUUUUGAAAUUACAAAAGGAAGGGUCAGGAUUAACAAAGAAGCUGGAAAAUACUAGCGAAUCCACAAAAUAA
Messenger RNA from Candida dubliniensis CD36, 2004 nucleotides. RefSeq names its product ATP-binding cassette long-chain fatty acid transporter (gene PXA2). Gene Ontology annotation, molecular function: long-chain fatty acid transmembrane transporter activity; ATP hydrolysis activity; ATP binding. Gene Ontology annotation, cellular component: peroxisomal membrane. Gene Ontology annotation, biological process: peroxisome organization; fatty acid beta-oxidation; very long-chain fatty acid catabolic process. Lineage: Eukaryota; Fungi; Ascomycota; Pichiomycetes; Serinales; Debaryomycetaceae. The transcript has a single exon. The record is from RefSeq and is a predicted model, not a curated record. Bases 1 to 2004 code for a protein of 667 amino acids.